Molecule: messenger RNA, 1554 nt
Organism: Penicillium olsonii
Lineage: Eukaryota; Fungi; Ascomycota; Eurotiomycetes; Eurotiales; Aspergillaceae
Source: the annotation of a GenBank genome assembly
AUGGCCCAGGUAACGCUCUCGAGCUCAGACUACAAGAGCGGAGAUAAAGAUGAGACUACCAUGUCGCAAGAGCAUAUUGAGACCGUGAUGGAGACCGAACGCAGCUUGACAUUUCUUGCUGUAUGCUCACGAUACCCAAAGAUUGUUGGCUGGUCUUUCUUUUGGUGUAUGACCGCUGUUGCUUGGGGGUUUGAGAUGGCUGUGAACAACGCUAUCAUCGGUGUGCCUGCCUUCCGAUCCACGUAUGGGUAUAUACAUGACGGAGAGUAUGUCAUUCCCGCGGAAUGGCUUACUGCCUUUGGGGUUUGCAGCUACUGUGGCCUCUUCUUCGGUGGAUUUAUUUGCAGUGCCAUCGCCGAUAGAUACGGACGGAGGCUGAGCCUGGUCGCGGGCGUCGUCGUGGCCACGGGUGGGAUUUUUGGCGAAAUAUUCAGCACAACUCGUCCAACAUUCCUCGUCAGUAAGCUCAUUCUAGGGGUCGGGGUUGGGUUUUACCUGACUUUGGGACCCGUGGCAUGCUCGGAGCUCGCUCCUGUCGUCCUCAGAGGAUUAUCCACCAGCGGAAUUAACCUUGGGAUCGGGAUUGGGGGUCUCCUUUCUAAUUCGGUCACGAGGGGUUUCGGAACGCGAGUUGAUGAAUGGGCCUAUCGUGCGCCAUUCAUAUUCCAGCUCUUCUUCUCCGUUCUUCUUUUCCUAGGUGCAAUACUUUCACCCGAAUCACCUUGGUUUCAGGUCCGGAUUGGAAAGAUCGACAAAGCCCGUGAGACGUUGGUUUCAUUCUACAAUUCGCAGGAGGAAGCCAACCACCGACUGACCACCAUCAUCGCCACAAUUCAGGCCGAAUCUGAGUCGCGAGCGGAAGAAUUGAGUUAUAUCAAAGCCUUCAAGGGCACAGACCGCAUUCGCACAUUAAUUUCCAUGGGUGUUUUUGUGGUUCAACAAUUUGCCGGUGUGACGUUCGUCCUCAGCUACGCGACCUAUUUUUUUCAGCUUGCCGGUAUGGCCGCGGCAGAUGCGUUGAAUCUCGGUGUGGGCAUCAGUGCAUGUGGUGUCAUUGGUAAUAUCUCGGCAUGGUUCGUCGUCAAUCGCAUUGGCCGACGACCUCUUUUCGUGGGCGGAGUAGCUGGCUGUACAAUCCUGCUGUUCUUGGUGGGCAUUCUCGAUGUGGUCAAUACGCAGUCUGCCAAGUGGGCACAGGGCGCACUAUGCGUGAUUUAUGCGUUCGUCUACUUCCUCACGCUUGGGGCUAUCUCCUUUGUUCUCUUGGGUGAGGUGUCCUCUGUCGAACUACGGGCACGAACUACGGCUCUUGCAACCGCUACACAAGCAGUAAUGGGAGUUGUUUUCCAAGUUGCGAUUCCUUACAUGGUAAACCCGGAUGCCGCUAACCUAAAGGGAAAAGUGGGAUUCGUCUUUGGGGGAGCUUCGCUUCUCGCGACAAUUGUCUCAUUCUGGUACAUUCCUGAGUUGAAAGACCGUGCAUACUCCGAGAUCAACCAAAUGUUUGAAAGCCGUGUCCCACCUCGAAAGAUGGACUCCUACUGCUUACAAUAA